GUGGUUCACAUCGUCAAUAACGAUAAUGGAAACCGUUGCUGAAGUUUAUGGAGGCUAUCGCAUGGAGUUGGAAGAAACUAUGGAAGGCUUACGCCAGCGAGGCCAAGCAUUUGGAGAAAGUGCACCGCAAAUGAUUGAAGAUACAAGAAGUCAAAUCGAGCCUCAGACACAGGAUCUUAUCGAAGCUGUGCAGGACACGAGCGACGUCUCUACACCUCAACGGACGGUACUCGAAGUAUUUGCAUGGUCUUCGAUAAUGGUGCUAUUUGCAAAUAUUGGACUGGUGUUUGGCUCAUACAUUCUGGGACCAAUAGUCUCUAUAUUUGUUGGAAAGUUCGGUGCCGCAUUAGCGGCAUUUGUUGCGCUACCCCUAUAUGCUCACUACCAGAUUAAGCAUUCCGGUGGUGAUGAUGUCACUAUUCGAUUUCAACUGUUGUCGUUGGCGAUUGUCCAAGGAGUGCUAACAGGAUUCGUAGUCAAUAAUCUUUAUUUGAGCGCUACGCCAUUUGCAGUACUCACUCCUGCAAUAGUCACAGUAUCAUUUGCGGCAAUCUCAACUUCAGCAAAUGGAAACCGUGUUACAUUGCUUGGCGGCUCAGUGGGUGCGGCAGUUGGCGUGAAUUUCUUGCUGGGAUUGAUCACAGGAUACCUGACAUUUGUAUACUUCCUGCUGACGCUCACUUAUGCUGGCAUUGCUGCCGUAACAAUGCAGCUAGUUUUCAAGCACGUUCAGGGAGAAGACAAAGGUCACGUGUACCAGAAUAUUCUAUCUUGUAGUUUCAUUGUUGCCAAAGGAAUGUUCUAUAUACUGUUUGGAUCCUAUGAUUCCGAUGUCCAGAUGCAAAACCAGCCGAGUGAUAACAAAUAAAGCGAGCUAUGAGGGAACAAUG
This is a messenger RNA of Cylicocyclus nassatus, 890 nucleotides long. Lineage: Eukaryota; Metazoa; Nematoda; Chromadorea; Rhabditida; Strongylidae. The record is from the annotation of a GenBank genome assembly.